Messenger RNA from Trichomycterus rosablanca, 5323 nucleotides. RefSeq names its product guanylate kinase 1a (gene guk1a). NCBI's taxonomy places the organism in Eukaryota, Metazoa, Chordata, Actinopteri, Siluriformes, Trichomycteridae. Gene Ontology annotation, molecular function: GMP kinase activity. Gene Ontology annotation, biological process: purine nucleotide metabolic process. Gene Ontology annotation, cellular component: cytosol. The record is from RefSeq and is a predicted model, not a curated record. Bases 108 to 740 code for a protein of 210 amino acids. The transcript is spliced from 8 exons.
GAAGCGGUGGAUGGUGUAAUGGCUGGAGCUCAGGAGGAGAUGAGUUCAGAUGUUUAGAUGUUUGUGUGAGGAGCAGCUAGAAGGUUUUACUCGUGAUUUUAAUCCUCAUGUAUGUGAGAUUUUUCUCCAGGUUUUUAUCAGUCAUGGCAGGUCCGAGGCCGGUGGUACUCAGUGGUCCCUCAGGUGCUGGUAAGAGCACUCUGCUGAAAAUGCUCCUCAAGGAACACGACGGCGUCUUCGGCUUCAGCGUCUCACAUACGACACGGAAACCACGACCAGGAGAGAAAAACGGAAAAGAUUAUCACUACGUGAGCAGAGAGGUGAUGCAGGCAGGAAUCAAUAACGGAGACUUUAUCGAGAGUGCAGAAUUCUCAGAGAACCUGUACGGAACCAGUAAAGCGGCGGUGCAGGACGUUCAGGCUCGUAAUCUGAUCUGUGUUCUGGACAUCGACAUGCAGGGGGUGAAGAGCAUGAAGAGAACCGACCUGCAGCCCAUCUACAUCUCCAUCCAGCCUCCAUCCAUGGACGUUCUGGAGAGUCGAUUGCGAGAGAGGAAAACCGAGUCUGAGGAGAGUUUACAGAAACGUCUGCAGGCUGCCUUCAAGGACAUGGAGAUCAGUAAGGAACCGGGUCUGUUUGACGUGGUUAUCGUUAAUGAUCACCUGGAUGAAGCUUACGGGAGGUUGAAAGGUGCUCUACUGGAGGAAAUCCAGAAGGUGAAAAACGCAGCUAAAGCGUGAAGGUCCUGGUGUGGAGGAGCAACGUUCAGAGAAGAUCCCACAUUCCUCACUUCCUUUCCACACUCAAACACUCCUGUUCCUCACCAUAUUAUCACAUGACUUUAUCAUUAGCAUCAUGUAGAAACACUUCCCAGCAUGCAUCAGCGGUCGCUCUUUAGCGUUCAGUACGUGAUCAUAACUUUCGGGCUGAAUGAUGCUCCGUCCCAAACGCUCGCAUCCAUCCGCUUAUAGGUCAUGAAGUCACCCCGAUUAAAACGAGCUAGUAGCGCGCUAGCUCACACGCUGAUUUACAGUUAUCAAGAAUAGCUUAUUAGCUAGGUUAGCACACGGCUAAACAGAUUUGAGCUGCAGCAGCAAUACGAUACAGAUAACAUAGCUAAUUGUUUAUUUACAUUCAUUAGCUGAUUCAUUCCUUACAUUCGAUCUACAAUCGCCAGCUGUGCAUUAUGGGUAAUACACAUGCUACCUCGGCUAAUUAGCUAGCAUAGAAAAUACAACUUGUACCCUAUUGGAACCUUCAUCAGAACGUUGGUGGAGCAGCGUUUCAAGGCACUUGAACAUAAAAUCAGGAAGAAAACGACCAGUGGUAGCUUAGUGCUCAAGAUACUGAAAUCAGAAGGUUGCUGGUUUAAACCCACUGUUGGGCCCCUGAGUGAGGUUCUUAGCCCCUGGUUGCUUGGAUUGUGCUCAGUCACGACUGUCUGCUGAACAUCUCGAAUGUAAACGACAAGAAAAUACAACAAAGUUUAACAGGCAGAUAAAAAAAUUUAACUUGUACAUGAGCGCCCCCUUGUGAAGGCUUUACGUUACACCUUGUGAACCACAGUGGGACCAGAUGGCCACCAGUUUUAUUCAUUAAUUUUAUUUUGUUUUGUGUUUUGUUCUGAUUAAUGUGAUGUGCUGCCUGGGUCGCGUUUUCUACACUGUUCCAUUGACAGUUGGUUUGACCCUUCAUGAGAAGAUUAGAACCUUCUCACAGCUGUGAGAGAUUCAGAUCUUUCUUCAGACGAGCAGUGGGGUUCAAAACAGAACCCUUCAGAACUGUCCAAUAUUUUCUACCCAUUAGUUCUUGGAAUGAUAUUUGUUGUUCUUCUGCUGGAGGACCCAUGACCCAUGUUUAAAACACGGCUUUCCUACACAGGGCUGUACAUAUUUAACACCCACAGUGCUAGAGCCAACCAAGCAACCCCAAAACAGUAGCGAGCCUCCUCUAUGCUUCUCAGUACACACUGUGAUUCUUUCUAUUUAAGCCUAAAGUCGCUCCAAAUCACCUAAAAAGUGUUUUUUUAUUGUGCCAGAGCCAACCAAUCAACCCCAAAACAUCAGUGAGCCUCCUCCAUGCUUCCCAGCGCACACUAUCUUGCAUUUUUAAAGCCAGAUGUCUCUACAAACCAUCUAAAUAUUCUUUUGUUUCCAUCGUGAUUUGUACAUAUUUAACACCCACAGUGUCGGAGCCAACUAAUCAACCCCAAAACAUCAGCGAGCCUCCUCCAUGCUUCCCAGUACUCACGGUUUCCUUUUAAAAGGCUUGUGUCUCUCCAAAUCACCUAGAUAGUCUUUUGUUUCCAUCGUGCCAGAGCCAACCAAGCAACCCCAAAACAUCAGCGAGCCUCCACUAUGCAUUACAGUGUGCACUAGUGUCUCUUCAGUACUAGUGUCUAGACUAGAGUCACUUCAAAACACCCAAACAGUCUUUUGUUACCAUCAUGGUUUGUACAUAUUUAACUCCCACAGUGUCCGAGCCAACCAAGCAACCCCAAAACAUCAGUGAGCCUCCUCCCUGCUUCUCCAUACAUGCUGUGUUCCGUUUUAAAGGCAAAUCACCUAAUUGGUCUUUUGUUUCUAUAAUGAUGUGUACAUAUUGAACACCCACAGUGCUAGAGCCAACCAAGCAACCCCAAAACAGUAGUGAGCCUCCUCACACUUUGUUCCUUUUAAUUAAAGGUUCGUGUCUCUCCAAAUCAUCUAAAUAUACUUUUGUUUCCAUCAUGCUUUGUACAUAUUUAAUAUCCACAGUGUCUGAGUUAACUAAUCAACCCCAAAACAGUAGCGGAUGUGGUGUGGACGCACCACAGAGACGCUGUAUUAGCGUUUAAAUCAGAAAGUUCUAGUAGGAACUCCAGCGUUUGGAACACUAGCGUUUGGGACGGAGUCUCAGUCCAUAAUGUUUGAAUAUUAGGAGUUUUAUUAAAAUACAUACAUCCUACAUACACAGACAUGUGCAAAAGUUUGUGCACCCCGGUCCAGUUCCAUGUUUAGUUUGUUCGAUGAGAUUUUCUGCAGGGAACAAUUUUCACAUUUUAAUGCACAAUUAAUGUUUAUAAUUUUAUAUAUUAAAUAGAAUUAUGGAAUAGAAAUGUGUAGAACCAAGUACAUGUUUGGGUUUUUUUCUGUAAAGUUUAGCAGUAAUUCUAAAUACAGAACUGAACCAGGGUGACAGACGUCUAAUAUUCCACGUUUAAUCUAGUCUAUAAUAUUUGUGAUCGCUGCAGGAUUCUGGUGUUUGAUGUGAGCGACUCCGCCCGCUGAUUAGCUUCACCACAUAAGCACAACAUGUAGAUUUAAAGCUGCAGUGUGUAACGUCUGUGACCUCGUCUCAUCAUUUAACCCGUUAGUGGACACACACAGUGAAGGAGCUUCAGUUAUUGUGGCAUUAAUUUAUCAUUAAAUGUUCUUAUUUAAUAACUCAUUAAUUUAGUUCCACACUGCAGCUUUAAUGAAGGAACCUGGAUUUAUGUUGUUGUACUUGAUGUGAUGUCCACACUUCCUAAUGAGACCAGCUUUUCUAUUGUUGUGAGGUUUAUAAUGCAUUAUAACAUUAUUUCUGUUAUUUCUUUAUAUAAUUUAAUCAUGAUUAAUGUUAGUGCAGUCAGAGUGGAGUUCUAUUCCUCAUUUAUUAUUAUCGUGUGUGUGUGUGUGUGUGUGGCUUUAUAAUUCUGUACGCUGUACUGUAAGGGGUGUGAAUACUUUAGGAACUUUAAUUAUGUAACUGGUUUUAGUUUCUUAUUUUAAUAAACACACUUUUAUAUUUUACUCUUAAACUAUUUACAGUCUUACACUCAUUAUAACCACGUUAUAACUUAUUUAUUUAGCUUUACUCGUGAUGUCAUAAUGUAUUGGGCCAGUCCAAUAAUGACAUCAUGAUGCAUGCUGGCCAAUUCAAUUAUGAUGUCAUGGUGUGUGCUGGCCAGUCCUAUAAUGACGUCAUAGUGUGUGCUGGCCAAUCAGAAGACAAUGUCGUACUGGUGCUGGCCAACCCGAUUUUGAUGUCAUAAUAUAUUCUGGCCAAUCCGAUUAUGACAUCAUAGUGUGUGCUGGCCAAUCCGGUUAUGACGUCAUAGUGUGUGCUGGCCAAUCCGGUUAUGACGUCAUAGUGUGUGCCGGCCAAUCCGGUUAUGACGUCAUAGUGUGUGCUGGCCAAUCCGGUUAUGACGUCAUAGUGUGUGCUGGCCAAUCCGGUUAUGACGUCAUAGUGUGUGCUGGCCAAUCCAGUUAUGACGUCAAAAUGUGUGCUGGCCAGUUCAAUGAUGAUGUCAUAACGUGUGCUGGCCAAUCCGAUUAUGACAUCAUUGUGUGUGCUGGCCAAUCCCAUUAUGACAUCAUUAUGUGUCCUGGCCAAUCAGAUAAUGACGUCAUUAUGCGUGCUGGCCAAACCGAUAAUGGCGUCAUCAUGCGUGCUGGCCAAUCAGAUAAUGAUGUCAUGAUGCGAGCUAGACAAUCCGAUUAUGACGUCAUAACGUGUGCUGGUCUAUCCGGUUAUGAUGUCAUUAUGUGUGCUGGCCAAACCAAUUAUGAUGUCAUAAUGUACACUGACUAACCCGAUUAUGAUGUCAUAAUGUGUGCUGGCCAGUCAGAGGACGAUGUUGUACUGGUGCUGGCCAGUCCGAUGAUGACGUCAUAAUCUGUGCUGGCCAAUUUGAUGAGGACGUCGUAAUGUGUGCUGGCCAGUCCGAUUAUGAUGUCAUAACAAGUGCUGGCCAAUCCAAUGAUGAUGUCAUAAUGUGUGCUGUGGCCAGUCCGAUGAUGAUGUCAUAAUGUGUGCUGGCCAAUUUGAUUAUGAUGUCAUGAUGUACACUGACUAACCCGAUUAUGAUGUCAUAAUGUGUGCUGGCCAGUCAGAGGACGAUGUUGUACUGGUGCUGGCCAGUCCGAUGAUGAUGUCAUAAUCUGUGCUGGCCAAUUUGAUGAGGACGUCGUAAUGUGUGCUGGCCAGUCCGAUUAUGAUGUCAUAACAAGUGCUGGCCAAUCCAAUGAUGAUGUCAUAAUGUGUGCUGUGGCCAGUCCGAUGAUGAUGUCAUAAUGUGUGCUGGCCAAUUUCAUUAUGAUGUCAUGAUGUAUGAUAGAAAAUCCGAUUUAACGCCAUAAUGUGUGCUGGCCAGUCAGAUGAUGAUGUCAUGAAGCGUGCCUCUCAAUCCGGUUAUGCCGUCAUAACGUGUGCUGGGCAAUCUGAUUUUGACAUCAUAAUGUGUGCUGGGCAAUCUGAUAAUGAUGUCAGCACCAUAAAUUAAUUCAUCACUAUUAUAUUUGUUCUGUUCUUUAUUAUUAUUUGUAAUCUGAUUUAUAAAUAAAUAAAAUGAAACCAG